This is a messenger RNA of Laccaria bicolor S238N-H82, 243 nucleotides long. RefSeq lists its product as uncharacterized. The coding region runs from base 1 to 243 and encodes 80 amino acids. Lineage: Eukaryota; Fungi; Basidiomycota; Agaricomycetes; Agaricales; Hydnangiaceae. The record is from RefSeq and is a predicted model, not a curated record. The transcript has a single exon.
AUGAACAUUGUGUUUUUUGGUGUGGUCAUUUCAUUGCCUGUACCCACCUCCUGCCUCUUCCUCCCCAACACACCUCAAUACAACCCCACCCCACCUCCCCUAACCACCAUUCUUGAGAACAUGUUGCCCUCCUCCAUAAACACCAAAUCUCACUUCUCCAAAGGCCCAAUCUCCUUCAGGGCUGGUACAGCUUUAGCACUAGCAAAAUGUCUUAAGAAAUACAAGAGUGUUUUGCGGGUGUAA